AUGAAAGCAGCGAAAGUCAUCCUAGGACGCUCCAAGCGCACAAGUAAUUCAGCCGUCAGCGCAGAACUGGGGAUCCAACCUCUACGAUCGGGACGAGACGCAAGGAAGCUGACAUGGCAGUAUCGCAUGCGCGGCAUGGGAGAGGAGAGGACGACCGGGGACAUUGGCCUGCGAGAACGUAGCCAACGACUUCGGAAGGUAGACGAUGAAGACGCCAAGAUCAAAUGCGAUUGCGGCUCCGAGUGCUAAGACCGUGUUGAUGUAGUCGCGGAAUGUCGGCUGUAAAAGAAGGAGAGGGAAGUGUACAUGACGGAGCCUGGAAUAGUAGAAGAAAAGUACACGGAGGUGCUUGAGGCAUGGGAUAGCCACCAGAAGACAUUCAACAGACUUACGGGAAAAAUGGGAACGUAUCCAAAAAUGAGAAUGGGCGUUUGUUUUUAGAAGGCGCCUUUGCAACUCCCCCCAAAAAAGUUGACAGUGCUGUAGGUCUUUACAGCAGCUUUCGAAUGAGCUGUUGCUCAAGCUGUAUGUCCUCGGCAUCGCCGAGGUAGCCAGCAUCGCGAGAAAUCAGGUCGAAACCAGCACGAAUCGCUUUUUGCGCCCGUGAGAAGGCGUGAUGUGGAGCAUGGCGGUUCUGAUGAACUCAUCUCACAGCUGGGGCGAAGGGGUUUCGCAGGAUAAUUUUGGUUCUGUGAUACACCCGAUGGUUCUGAAGAAAAACGCCAAUUCUCAUUUUUGGAUACGUUCCCAUUUUUCCCGCAAGUCUGUUAUUCGCUGUAUGUACUGGGGCAUAGGAAGUGGGUUGAAAAGGCGGGAAGCGAUAUCGAUGGGAUAGAUGACUAGGACAGAGAUUUGUGAGUCACCUAUGGCAAAGUAGGAAAGAACAAUUGGCCAUCGGUGAUCGGUCCUGUGGGAUGGGAACAAUGCUCCAUCCUCUCGAGGACGCGUGGUCAAUUGUCUAACCUCUAAGGCAUGCAGAAAAACAGGGUACCCACCCCCGGCGAGCUACCGUGUCUUUUUUGCUCCUAGGCUUGAAAGACAACGACUCUAGCGAUGGAGUCCACACAACAGCAUCACUUCCGUGGUACCUGCUGUAGUUUGAUUACAUCAGGCUUCCCUCUACUACUGCUGCUGCUGCUGUGCUGCUGCUGCUGUUGUUGUUACAGUGAUGAUGGUCUCGUUGCUCCUCCUCUGAAGCUUCAAUCUAUUUCCUCUCCUGAAAGCAAAUUCGAUUUAUAAAAAAACAGCGCCAGCGGUCUUCUUUUCUAAAUCUGAGAGCCACACUCCAGAUUUAGGAGCUCAAUGUUCCCCCGCUUUGAGGAAGGUUCCCAGAAAUUGACCCUUCCUUCUAAAUCUAGAAGUUAUUUCUAAUUCUAGAAGUGAAAAAACGUGGGCCGAAACUCGCCAUCAUGUUCGAUCGAAGAAUUAAAAAUCUUGCCUGCUCACUUCCCCUUGCCUAUACAUACCAUCCCACGGCGCUAGGCGCUUAACCUCAGUCAUUCUAAGGGUCGCUGCGCUACUUGGUACUCUCCCCGUGUCUGCGGGUGAUAUCUGAAGACGGCUGGUCAGGGCGUCGGCAAGAAGAGUGCGGGCGAUGUCAUCUACGGCCGGGUUCGCCGAUGGUCGCCCCGCUUGUUGCUGGUGGCGUGCCUCGUGCUCGCUUCCGGUCCGGACGUUCCCUGUCCUCUGCUCCUCCUCGUCUUGUUGCCGCCUCAUGUCGGCCAGUCGUUGUUGUAACCUCAUCUCCACCAACUCGUUGAUGCGGGCGUCCUCGUCUUCUGCGUGACGGGCGCCUCGUUCUUGGUCGGCGCGGGACAUCGGUGACAGCUGCUGAUCGCCGCAAAGCGAUACUCCAAACUAAGCUCGACGCGAAUCUCGUAGACGACGUGUCAUACGCUAGCGUGAUCGAUAAUUCGGGUGGCUCAGUUGUGUGUGAUGGGAGUGUAGAGCAUCUCGGCCAUGAGGGGCCGUAGGGGUAGGUAAACUCCUUUGAGGUCGAGGGUUAACUACGUGUGUGUUGUUGCUGUAGACUAUGCGCGUCUUUUUGUUCUGUGUGCGCGCCCGUUGGUUUUGUUCUCCGUUGUGUGUCACGCAUUUAUUUGUGGCGUUUGCCGUUAGUGCGCUGCUUGCCGGGCUUGCCGCGGGCAUCUUCCCGUGCCUGGUAUCCUCCCGUGCCGGUACGGAAGGGGCCUGUCAUGUUUUUGACAUGUUCCUCCGCGGUCGGUCCGCAGUCGGCAGUCAUGAAAUAGGAAAGAUGCCAUGAAUGCGGUGUCGGGAGGUUCUGAGACUUUCGGAGGCUAUUCGAUGUUCUGCCGUACGGCGACAUGGAGGUCGAUUUCCGCUCGAUUUCCGCCGUUCGUUCGUGUGGACACAAGUGGGUACAAUUUGGACAAAAGAGGGUCGAAAU
Messenger RNA from Ectocarpus sp. CCAP 1310/34, 2407 nucleotides. The record is from the annotation of a GenBank genome assembly. NCBI's taxonomy places the organism in Eukaryota, Phaeophyceae, Ectocarpales, Ectocarpaceae.